Amphimedon queenslandica is the source of this 2945-nucleotide messenger RNA. RefSeq names its product E3 ubiquitin-protein ligase Midline-1-like. Gene Ontology annotation, molecular function: protein binding. The transcript has 3 exons. NCBI's taxonomy places the organism in Eukaryota, Metazoa, Porifera, Demospongiae, Haplosclerida, Niphatidae. The coding region runs from base 128 to 2422 and encodes 764 amino acids. The record is from RefSeq and is a predicted model, not a curated record.
UGGAAUGUAAGUGGCAAAGGGUGGUGGAUUUGAGGGUUGCUCUUGUUCCUUUCUCUUCAGCCAUUUACGCUCUCAGUCAAUACGUUAUUUGGCCGCUCUCACCCCAGUCUCAUAUCUUAGAGAGACUAUGGAGAACAGUGAUGGAGGGCAGGUCCUAAAAGGUAUUUACUUGGAAUGUAUAAUAUGUACAUUGGACUAUGGACUGGAUGCUGAUCGUGUUCCCCGUGUUCUUAACUGCGGCCAUACUUUCUGCCACUCGUGUCUCAGGCAGUGUCUCCGGAACGACGGGAUACCCUGUCCUUUCUGUUCCGCCGUGACAGGUGUGACAUUCGGCGAUGUUUCCCGGAUACCGGUCAAUUAUAGUAUACUGGACAUGUUAGCGAUUGAAAAUAAACCGGAAGAAGAGGAGGAAGAUGAUGAACUAUGCGAAGUCUGUGUUAAAGUCCCCCCUACCAUUAUAUGUGUGUCUUGCUCUCCGAUGGGUGUCAAGUUUUGUGAUGAAUGCGAUAAAAAGGAACACAAUCGCUCCUUUAAACCGGUCCAGCUCCACAAGCGUAUACCUCUCAAAGAUUACAAUUUCUCCAUAAUGUGCUCCAGACAUAACGGAACUGUGGCCACUCAUUAUUCUGAGCUCCUCAACCACUUUGCCUGUCUUCAGUGUCAGAGUGACCCUGAUUGGAGCGGGCGGAGUCAGAGCUUUCUACAAGUCAUUGACGCAGCCGAACACUUGAGAGUCCGAGCUGCAAAGUACAACUACCAGUGUAGCUUGACUAUGAAGCAGCUUCACAACACUCAGAAGGAGUUGGACUCGACUCUGUUGAAACUGGUCCAGUCUGCUGGUGAAGCUAAACUUGCUAUUACCAGUGAGUUUCAAAGACUAGCUGAUGCACUUCAGUUGAGGCAACAGAAGCUUUUGAAACGUGUUGAAGAAGAAUAUCGAAAUCGCAAGGAAAGUCUAGAGCAACAGAAAAGUCAAGUUAUAGAAAGGUCCCAUGCUUUAAGUGGGCACCACGAGCACCUGAAGAGUCUCCUCCAGCGCUCAAACGAAGACUUCCUUCGGGGAUAUAACCACGUCAUGGAUGGUGUCAUGGUAUAUUUACACGGUGAAGAUAACAACAGCUUAUUCAGUGUCUCUGCACCUGGUGACCUACCAUUCUUCUUUAGAGGAAAAAUGGAGGAAGAGAUGAAGUCCCAUGGAGCAGUUGGGGGAGGUCCCGUCCCUCAGAACAUAUUAUGUCAGCGUGUUCCACUCCAUCAGUCCACCAUGCCUCAGUUGUCAUGGUCUCUUCCUCAGUACAAUAAUGAAGUGACUCAGUAUGAGGUAGAGUAUGAGUACAUACCUGAUGAGCGUCCCCCUAGUCCUGGUAACAGUGGCCUGUUAUCUGCGGGUAUGUCUCAGCCUGCUGUCGUCCCUAAGUCGGGAAAAGCACAGGCUCAUAUCAUGAAUGAUCUUGUUCCUGGGUGUCGCUAUCGUUUCAGAGUGCGAUCAAGGAGCAUUGCUGGUUGGGGGAUGUGGAGUGACUCCACUACAGGUCGGUUUGAUGGGUUCCCUGUACAGAUGGGAUUCACUGGUGAAAAAGUCUCCAUUAAAGUCCCAGUGAAUGGUGAAUACCGCAUCACUGCAGCUGGUGCUAAAGCUGCCAAUGGUGGCAAGUUUAAAGGUGGACGUGGAGCCAUAAUAUCAGCGGUUUUUAAACUAGAGGCAUACGAUCGUAUUGAAGUCGCUGUUGGUGGGAUGUCCCAGAUGGGGACCGAGGGUCACUCUGGAGGCGGUGGUGGUACAUUUGUGUUGCUCUCCAAUCUAGGAGAAUGUAAACUGGAUAACCUCCUGAUUGUUGCAGGAGGAGGAGGAGGAACUCGUGGAUAUGAUGACCAAGAUGAGGAUGGGUAUGACGCUAGUUUAGAGACUUCUGGAAUCGACGGACGAGGAAAUGAACACGGGGAGGGAGGUAAAGAAGGUUUGCCUGGUACAGACGCUGACUAUUCAUGGUAUCAAGGUCCCUGCUGGGGCUGUGGCGGAGCUGGCUUCACUAAAAGCUCUAAAACAGCCAAGUGUUAUUCUGAAGGGCUCGAAGGUGGUCAAAACGGUGGUUUUGGAGGUGGUGGAGGAGUGGGACUGUAUGGAGGAGGAGGAGGUGGUGGAUUCUCUGGAGGAGGAGGAGGGAGAGGAGGUGGAGGAGGAGGGAGUUAUGUCAAGAAGACAGCAACACAAGUCUCUAAGAGAGUGGGCAAUGAGAAGGAUGGCUACGUUCGUAUCGAGCGAGUCAAUUCGUCUCAGGACCCACUGAUUUGUAUAUCACGUAAAGAAAUAUUUAACGGGACAGGACUGAGUGGUAUCAUUACUCCAAGGAGUGAGAGUUCGUCUGGUAGCUCCUCUCCAACAAACAACAGGAGUCCACAGAAUACACAGCUCAUACAAUAAAUAUGACAUGACUGCUUGUCUGUGAUUUAUUGAUGUUAUUUUUACCUGACGUUUACUACUAUUACUAACUGUAUGCUAGCACUUUUUUGUGGUGCAACUUAACGUACUCUAGCUCUCUCUAGAUCCCUCUAGUGUCUGUGUUGAGUGUAUAUGUAUAUACAUGUACAUAAAGUGUAUGUUCCUCUUUUCUUGUUAUGUAUUCUGUUUCAGGAGAGCUCAGUUGAUUGAGUUUCGCUUGAAGUUUGGCAGCUGUUGCUGUAUUGGCUGGUGCCUCAUUGAUGUCUCUUUCUCUUACUGACUGGACGAUCCGUUACUAAAGGAUUACAGACAUUAUUAUUAUUAUGUGUUGAUAUAGGACUAAUGUUUUGUGUGUGCUUCAACAUGACUUAGCAAUCAAAUCCUUUUUUAUUCAUUAUAACCAAACCAUCAUGUAUUAUGUUCAUUUUAAUGCAUGUUUGUUAAUGAUAAUUUAAAAUAAUUUUUGGGCUGAGCCAAUUUCAAUGAAAAUUGUACUUGCAAGUGA